AUGGAUGUUACAAUCUCAAACCGAGAAGAGGAUGCAGCUGUCACACCUCCGCGAACUGCAAGGAAGCCUCCCCAAACAGUUCCUGUUGAUAUUAAACCUCCAUCUGAAAGUGAUCCAGAGGACUCAACUAACGCUUUACUCCCAAGGAAGCUAAAAAGAAGAGAUCCAAGGCCGGGAGUGCUUAUCACAAGCCCGAUCACUGAGCCCAUUUCUAUGGAUCAGGAUUUUCAAAGCCCGAUUGUUGAAGAAGAAGUCAUACCUUCAGAAGGAGCUCAAGCUUUAGGAAGCUCAUUUGAAACACCCGAGCUGGACAUCUCCAAAGGCAAAAGCAAGUUGCUUGAAUCUGAAUUUGUUGAUGAUAUUCGAAUCAGCGAGCUUGAGAAAGAGAACUCUAAUAAAGAUUCAAAGAUCUCAGAGCUUCAAGCGAAUCUCGGUGGUUUAACUGCUCUAUUCUUUGAUCUGAAACAACGCCUAUUUCAGAAGUUUGGUGAUGAAUUUCAACCCUUGAGCGCUGAAGGAGAAAAUAUCACCGCUUCUAGUUCAGGUCCCGCCAAUCUAACUUCUCAAUCUUCAAGUGAAAGAGCUACAAUACCUGCUCUAGAUGCUAACCUUGAUACAUUCUUAUCUUCUGCUUCUCUUUCUGCUCAAGAAAGAAGAGAGAAGCAAAUUAGGGUUGAGCAGCUGAAAGGGAAAAUGCUCGUGAUGAAGAAUUCAAAUCAAAAUGCUCCGGGUGAGUUGGAAGGGUUUGCUGAUGAGAUUGGUGAUAAGGGUGUUGGCUCUGCUUGUUGUGGUGAUUCAAAUGUAAUGGUCAUUUGUGGGGGCAUAUAA
This is a messenger RNA of Lactuca virosa, 828 nucleotides long. The record is from the annotation of a GenBank genome assembly. NCBI's taxonomy places the organism in Eukaryota, Viridiplantae, Streptophyta, Magnoliopsida, Asterales, Asteraceae.